Molecule: messenger RNA, 3051 nt
Organism: Dipodomys ordii (Ord's kangaroo rat)
Lineage: Eukaryota; Metazoa; Chordata; Mammalia; Rodentia; Heteromyidae
Gene: Mex3c
Product: mex-3 RNA binding family member C
Exons: 2
Coding region: 138-1256 (372 amino acids)
Molecular function (GO): RNA binding
Source: RefSeq, a predicted model, not a curated record
CACGCGGCUGAGGAAGCCGCCCCCGCCAGGGUUGUAAAAUUAAAGCACUGAGAGCCAAGACAAACACAUAUAUCAAGACACCUGUUCGUGGUGAAGAGCCCAUUUUUGUUGUCACUGGACGGAAAGAAGAUGUUGCCAUGGCCAAAAGAGAAAUCCUGUCAGCCGCAGAGCACUUCUCCAUGAUUCGAGCAUCUCGAAACAAAAAUGGCCCUGCCCUGGGAGGGCUGUCAUGUAGUCCUAAUCUGCCCGGUCAGACGACGGUCCAGGUCAGGGUCCCCUAUCGUGUGGUGGGAUUAGUGGUUGGACCCAAAGGAGCAACAAUUAAAAGAAUUCAGCAACAGACCCACACAUACAUAGUGACUCCAAGCAGAGAUAAGGAACCUGUCUUUGAAGUGACAGGGAUGCCGGAAAAUGUUGACCGAGCACGGGAAGAAAUCGAAAUGCAUAUUGCCAUGCGUACCGGAAACUACAUAGAGCUCAAUGAAGAGAAUGAUUUCCAUUACAAUGGUACCGAUGUGAGUUUUGAAGGUGGCACUCUUGGCUCUGCGUGGCUCUCCUCCAAUCCAGUUCCUCCUAGCCGUGCGAGAAUGAUAUCCAAUUAUCGAAAUGAUAGUUCCAGUUCUCUAGGCAGUGGUUCCACCGAUUCCUACUUUGGAAGCAAUAGGCUGGCCGACUUUAGUCCAACAAGCCCAUUUAGCACAGGAAACUUCUGGUUUGGAGAUACACUACCAUCUGUAGGCUCGGAAGAUCUUGCAGUUGACUCUCCCGCCUUUGACUCUUUACCAACAUCCGCUCAAACUAUCUGGACUCCAUUUGAACCAGUUAACCCACUCUCUGGCUUUGGGAGUGAUCCUUCUGGUAACAUGAAGACUCAGCGUAGAGGAAGUCAGCCAUCUACUCCUCGUCUGUCUCCUACAUUUCCCGAGAGCAUAGAACACCCACUUGCUCGGAGGGUUAGGAGCGACCCACCUAGUACAGGCAACCAUGUCGGCCUUCCAAUAUACAUCCCUGCUUUUUCUAAUGGUACCAAUAGUUACUCCUCUUCCAAUGGUGGCUCCACCUCCAGCUCACCUCCAGAAUCAAGAAGAAAGCACGACUGUGUGAUUUGCUUUGAGAAUGAAGUAAUUGCUGCCCUAGUUCCAUGUGGCCACAACCUCUUCUGCAUGGAAUGUGCCAACAAGAUCUGUGAAAAGAGAACGCCAUCAUGUCCAGUUUGCCAGACAGCUGUUACUCAGGCAAUCCAAAUUCACUCUUAACUAUAUAUAUAUACAUAAAUAGUAUAUCUCUAUAUGGACUCGUAAAGGCAUGGGUAUAAUGGUACCCCAGUAAACUUCCUAAUGAAUUCUUAUGACUGUUAGCAGGCUUUAUUGGGAUUAGGCUAAAGUUGUUAGUAAACUUACAAAAGGCUGCUAUGGUAACACUAAACCUAAGUGGUCUCUUGUCUAUUAGUUUGGUUUGAAUUCUUAAUACUAUUCUGUAGACCCAGAGACACAGUUUAUGUAAGAAUUGCUAAAGCUGAAGUUCCACUUGGCUGAGUGAAGAUCAUAGGUUGUGUGAUCUAUGAGAAAAGUCUGAGAUUCCAGACAAUGGGUCCCAAAAGCCUAACCACAUUAAGAGUUUAUGGAGGGUACUUGGCAUUACAGAUGACUCAGACACUUCCAGUGCUGCCUUCUUUACACUGCCAGUUUUGACAAAACAGGUUUGUUUGUUUUUUAUUUUACAACAAUUUAUGCCUAAUUCUGCAGGAUUGCAAGUAACUUUUAAAUGCAUUGUGAUUACUUAUUGGUAAUAAUAGGGCUGAUGGCAGUUAACUAGAUCAUUGGUUAGAAUUUGGGACAAAACUGCUACAUUGACCUUCAUCUCGCCCAGAGUGCUCAAGGCUGGUAUGAUCAAUGGAUCAGGAAUGCAAUUGUCUUUGAUUGUGAAUUCCUUCCCACUGCCUCUCUUGGUGAAUGUGGGAAUGGCCACCUGGUUUUCCCAUUUCAGGAAGGGCUUUGGGAUGCACCUACAUUGGCUGAUAAUUGACGAUGUGAACAUUCCAUUCAUUAGUCUGAUCAAGCUAUUGAUUAAUUUUUAGACUCCAGAUCAAAAUGUGAAACAUUUUAUGUUCAAACCAUAUUUGUCUUGCACAUUAUAAAUAUGUUUUUUAUUUUUUAGUAAUGGGGGUGGGAGGGGAGGUAACAGGGCCCUUGGCAUAAUUCACAAAAGCAGCUGUGACAACCUCCAGUCAGUUUACUUCAUUUCAAAACUAUUUCCAAUCACAAGGAAAGAUUUAAGAACACUUGUACAUUUCAUCUGUGGAUGCCUCUGACGUCAUCCUCAGUAUGUCCCCAAAUCUCUGCUGGCAUUGAAAGGACAAAAUAUUAUACUGGUGGGUUUUUCUACUAAUUAUUUUUUUGAAGCGUUAUUUUCCCAACACAAAAGAGCUUUUUUUUUCUCAGUAUAACGAAAAUUGAAAUCCUAUGUGUAUUCAAUAGUAAAUAGACAAAUUUUAUUUUUUAUUUCCACUUGAAGAGUUACAUUUCGUAUAAAAGUUUACAAAUAACGGUUUUUAUUUUGAUUUUUUCAGUAUAAAAAAGUUGCCUUGAUGGCAUAUUAUGAUGUAAUGCUAAUUGCUUGUAGGGUAGGUAAAUAUGUCAGUAUUGAAAACCUAAUCUCUAGCUGUCGUCUUGUAGAUAUGAACGAAUGUUCACCAAGCAUGUAUUUUGUAUUUUGUUGCAUUGUACACUGCAACUAAUAAGCCAAGGAAUCGACAUAUAUUAGGUGCGUGUACUGUUUCUAAAAACCACAAACUAAGAAUGAUAAAUUAUCAAUAUAGUUUAGUAUUUGCUAAUUUUACUACACUCUUUUGUUAUGUAUAUGUAGGGAAGUCAUAGGGAUUAUAAAUUCAAUUUGAGUAAAGUUUAAAACCAUAUAUUUUAUGAUAAAGGGCCUUUAACUUAAGAUGGCCAAAGCACUGAUAUUAUAUAUUUGCUGUAAAGAGAAUUAUAAGAGUUUUAUUUUUCUGAUAUUAAAAGUUACUUAAUAAAGACUUGUUUCCAUUAACUUGAA